AUGCGUUCUUCCGCCAUCAUCGCUGCUGUCGCCUCCCUCGCCGGCCUUGCUUCCGCCUCGGCCCUCCCCAAGUUCGACCAGCACGCCGCCCACAUUGCCUACACUUAUACCAACGGCACCUAUACCAAGCCCUUUGACGUGCCUACCAACGGACAAGCCCAGAAGUUUUCCUCCAACAACAUCGUCGUCUCCGACGUCUUCGUCUCUCCCCCCUUCGACGGCCGCCGCUACGUCCUCACUCAGUGCUCCUUCCAGGCUCCUUCGAACAAGAGCCUUGGGGCUGUCAGCAUUCGCAAGCCGACCACGGUGCCUGUGAACCCUCCUGCUGCCAUUGGCUAUGUGACUUGCAAGUCCAACUAA
Molecule: messenger RNA, 360 nt
Organism: Trichoderma atroviride IMI 206040
Lineage: Eukaryota; Fungi; Ascomycota; Sordariomycetes; Hypocreales; Hypocreaceae
Source: RefSeq, a predicted model, not a curated record